Messenger RNA from Folsomia candida, 1757 nucleotides. RefSeq lists its product as uncharacterized. Lineage: Eukaryota; Metazoa; Arthropoda; Collembola; Entomobryomorpha; Isotomidae. The transcript has 6 exons. The coding region runs from base 309 to 1136 and encodes 275 amino acids. The record is from RefSeq and is a predicted model, not a curated record.
AAAGACAUAUUAUUGAUCCAGACCAGAUACAGAGGCACCUUCAACAACACCAUUUUACUUUCUCAAUAAAACUACGCUAAACUCCGUCAAAUUUGACAUUUAGCACCUCAAUAGCUUAAUUAUGUCGUAUUAAUUAGUUUGGUACUAAUUGUCCAAUUAUAUGGUGUGGGGUAGCUGAUGGGUUAAUUAAUUUUCCAGCUUAAAUUCCAAUCGGAGAAAAUGUAGGUAGUGAUAAAUUAUCACUGAUAAUUAAGUGUCUUUACUACCAUUAUCGACGUUAAGUACAAGGAAAAAAGACGGUAUUAAUUAUGGCAUCCUCGUCCGUGUCACAAGAUGACCAUGAUGUCGAGCAUGACUUUGCGAUUGCGUCGAGACGAGCAAAAGUGCGGUCUGCGAGGGCCAAUCGUGCCGUGAAUACGAUGUCUUGCAGAGCGUUGGGGGAAGAGUUAGAACGUGGGGGUGAAGUUCACGAGGCUGCUGGUGACCAUUACCAUCAGCAUCAUCACCAACAUCAACACAUUCCUACAAAGUAUGACCAGCAGACGUCCGUCGUCUUGGUGGAAUCGAACGAUGCUAGUCCCAAACCAAUUAUUAGAGGACUUAACAAAGAUAAGCGACCCAUUCCAAGAGGAGCGCAUGCUGGCAAAAGCAACAAAGGGAUUCGGGACAGGAGGAAACUUCGAGAGAAGCGACGAAGUACAGCAAUUGGUGUGAUGCACCUCCCCUCCACGGAAUCAACGGGUGGAUCUACGGGAGAAGAUGAAAAUGAAGAAAAUUCUGUUCCUGUUGCUGCUGCAGCAGCAGCAAUUGCUGCGAAAGUAGUUCCAACUUCACUUUCUCCAGAACCAGAAGAGAAAGUUCAAGUUAUUCACAACAAAGGGAAGAGUGAAUCAGAUCUGGACGCCGACGAUGAAGCUGCUCAAGAUAGCUCAGACCUUGGUCUGGUAAAAAUUCAUCACGUCCACGGAAAAGAAGAUGCAACUUUACUGAAGUUGGAGAAUCAGCGCCUCAAAGAUAUGGUUGAAACGAAAGACCGAAGAAUUGCAAUGUUAGAGAUUCAAGUGGGACAGUUAACCAAACAAAUAGACGAAAUUAAGGAAAAAUUGUUAAAUACGGUGAAAAUUGAACAGAUUUGAAACUUCACAAACUAAAGAUCAUCAUUGUCAUUUGUAUUUCUAGAGAUAAGAAAAGAUAAUCAGAAUACACCCGUGAAAAAUUAUAUUAUUUUUAUCCCGUGUGAAAUUUACCACAAGUAAGGAUUUCAGAAAUGCUAUUAGUAUUAUCGUUACUUGAGAAUUUAACGUUACUAUUUAUUUAUCUAGCCUACAAUUUUUAGUAAUAUCGUGAAACGACCAAACACGCACACGACACUGAGCAGCUUUUGCAAUCUCAAAUUUUUUAAUAAUUUACUUUAAACUCAGCCCAAAAAAGAUUCAGAAUCUGUAAAAGUUACAAUAUUAUUUACCUCCGAUUUACAUGUUAUUUAUUCUCUGUAUAUGUAUAUUAUUUAUUACAUGUUAUAUACGUGCUCAUCAUGUAGCUACACUUUAUUUUAUAUACAACAAACAAAUGUUUUUCUGUUUCGUGCAUAAAAAUUGUGUAAAAAUUGAAUGGAAUUUACAACAACGCAACGCAACGUCACUCACCAGGAACCCAAUUCAUAUUUAGAAUAAGAAGAAUCAAUAACACGGAAAUUUUUGUUUUUAAAGUAUAAACUUGAAAAAAAUUAAAUAUAUUCAAAAUUUAUUAUGAUAUGA